ACGGUAUCUAGAGCAACCCAAGUAAACCAAACAAACAAUGGCAUUCAAAUUCACCAUCCUCUUCGCCGCCUGCAUCGCCGUGGCCAGCGCUGGUGUUGUCCCCGUCGCCGCACCCUUGGCCGCCGUUGCCCAGGUGGAGGAAUACGACCCUCAUCCCCAAUACACCUACGGAUAUGAUGUUAAGGAUGCGCUUUCCGGUGACUCCAAGACCCAGGUGGAGACCCGUGAUGGUGACGUGGUCCAGGGCCAGUACUCGCUGAACGAUGCCGAUGGCUACCGUCGCAUUGUGGAUUACACAGCCGAUCCCAUCAACGGCUUCAAUGCUGUGGUGCGCCGUGAACCUUUGGUCGCCGCUGUUGCCGCUGCUCCCGUCGUUGCCGCACCGGCACCAGUUGUGCACGCCGCUCCCCUCGCGGCUGCUGCUCCUUUCGCCUACGCAGCUGCCCCGGCACCAAUUGUGAAGGCCGCUCCUCUGGUCGCCGCUGGCCCAGCCAUCGUCAAGACGCAGUUCGCCUCUCCACUUAUCUCGUACGCCUAUUAGAUGACAAAUAGGUGCCGCCCGACCUGAUAAUUGCCGUUAGUUGUUAUUGAAUAAAGAAUGUGAUGUCAUAGAACAA
This is a messenger RNA of Drosophila grimshawi, 617 nucleotides long. It is a transcript of the gene Ccp84Ag, whose product is annotated as larval cuticle protein A2B. The transcript has 2 exons. The record is from RefSeq and is a predicted model, not a curated record. The coding region runs from base 38 to 541 and encodes 167 amino acids. Lineage: Eukaryota; Metazoa; Arthropoda; Insecta; Diptera; Drosophilidae. Gene Ontology annotation, cellular component: extracellular matrix.